Laccaria bicolor S238N-H82 is the source of this 1716-nucleotide messenger RNA. RefSeq lists its product as uncharacterized. Lineage: Eukaryota; Fungi; Basidiomycota; Agaricomycetes; Agaricales; Hydnangiaceae. Bases 1 to 1716 code for a protein of 571 amino acids. The record is from RefSeq and is a predicted model, not a curated record. The transcript has 10 exons.
AUGAGCGAUAACGUUGAUGCUGGUGGUGUGGUUGCCGCACAGCCACUGCUCCGUCCGCUCCUGCAUAACUGGGCCAAGGGAGAGCGCCUUGCUUUUCUUGAGGGGUACAUCUCUGACUACAAGGAGGGAUUGCUUAGCAAAAAAAAGUCUGCUUCUGUUCUUGACGCCAUCGUAAACCAAUGGUUCACCCGCUUCCAUUGGUCCAUUCCACUUUCUGCCAACGAUAAUGCGACCGCCACUGUCUUCGCUCUCGACAGCCAAGGCCAUGAAAUCUUGGGUUCAGCCGACUCGAUUCUCAAGGGCCGAGUAAUCGAACGGGCGCGUACUUCUCUCUACCAUUGGUACGAAUACCGCUGCAAACGUAUGACCUCGCUGCUCCCUCGUCCAUCCAAAGGGAAGAAGGAUAAUCUGACCCUCCUCGUGGAGAAAUUUCUCGGGCGUAGCGCCUCGUCGUCUAGGCGUAGCGCAGGCUGGGAGGUAUGGGGAAAGGAACAUUUCCCAUCAAUGAAGGCAGACUUUGAGGCAGAAUUCGCUGCGAGCGGUAGACCCAAAUCAGCGCGGUUGCUGGAACCAGCAGAAGCUCAAGCUGUUUACAACGAGCUGCCCAAUCUGUUCGGAACGUUAAUCCACGUCAUCGGCGAGGCAGUUGGUAUGCAUAUCACAGUCCUGAUCGGCGGUCCUGAACCGAAAAGAAAGGGGCAGCUGAACAUGGUUGGGCUCAGUAUUCAUGCCGGCGAAAACAAAGCCCCCAUCCCAAAAGUGUGGGCACAUGCCGAGAAAGAGAAAUUUGCCGCAGUCUCGGAAGUGUUCCUGACUUUUCUGUCGACCUGUUACACUGCCGACGAGCAGCGCGCGCGUGCAUUGCCUCAACCAGUAACCGACGCUGAUCCUAUGCAUGCUGGCCCAUCCUCCUCAACCCCUGCGCCAGACCCCUCCACCGAAAACUCAACCAAGCCCUCUAAUUCCUCGGGGUUAGCAGACAGUGGACGCAAGCGGAAGAGAAGCGCGGAAACGAACGUGAAGAAGGUCCAGAAGAGUCGGCUCAAGGCCAAGAAAGGUAGUAUUGCAAAGAAGAAGCCGACUAAACGCCGCAAAACGACAGCCGACGCUGAGGCAUCAGCGACCGAUUCUGCUUCGGAGGAUUCGGAUCCAGAGCACUCAGGGGAGGACGAUGACGAAGACGAGGACGAGGGGGAUGAGGAUGAGGACGAGGACGAAGAUCAGGACGAGGAUGAAGACGAGCCACAGACAAUGACCCGCAAAAGCACCAGGAACACAAGCAUGGAUCCGAGGCGUUGGAAGGGUGCCAAAGCUGACGUUGAUACCAUCAAGAUCAACGUCAGCACUGCCUUCCCAUCUCCAUCGAACACUUCUGCGUUGCCAUCUCCGCCGACUGCUCAUUCCUUGCCGUCCCCCCCAGUGGAUCCCCCCGUUAUCCCGCCUCGCACUCCUUCCAUGCCUGGCGGCUCGCUAUUGGCAACUUCCCCUCCACCAGCUCCUUCGUCUAACGACAGCCCGACAUCUGUCUCCGGUGCACAAGCGUAUGCUUCUUGGCCACCAGUGGCUACCACCUUUAUCAUAAAACUAAGGCACUUGCCUGUAGAGCUGCCUUUCAUAGGUAUUUCAUUCACUGGGUUAGGUGUAUUCAUUGCCUUUUUCAUAAUUAAUGGAAUUUUGGGCGCUUUCAUUGCUUUUUUCAUAAUUAAUCCUGUGUGA